This is a messenger RNA of Vigna angularis (adzuki bean), 3456 nucleotides long. RefSeq lists its product as uncharacterized. Bases 1 to 3456 code for a protein of 1151 amino acids. The transcript has 2 exons. The record is from RefSeq and is a predicted model, not a curated record. Lineage: Eukaryota; Viridiplantae; Streptophyta; Magnoliopsida; Fabales; Fabaceae.
AUGGCUCCUAGACUUCCUCCCCCACCUCAACCUAAUGAACCUGAUGCUUCCAACAACUCUAGAUUGUUGGAGAACGUCAUUGAGAGACUCCAACAGCAAAAUACCACCCUCAUGGAACAAAACGCCACCCUGAUGCAGCAAAACCAAGCUGCUAUGCAAGGUUUGGAGGCCUCGCGUGUUAAUUCUGAAAACACGCAAAGGCAAUUGAUGGAGAUCUUGGCGGUCACUAGAGGUACACCUGGAGCUUCUUCUUCAAACGCCAUUCAACAUGCUACCCAACCCAAUGCUGAAUGGAGUUUGGAGAGUUUUCUCCAGCACCAUCCGUCCAAGUUCAGUGGCAAGUGUCUUCCGGAUGAAGCAGACCAGUGGCUGAGAGAUAUGGAGAGAAUUUUCAACGCCAAGAGAUGUCCGGAUGAAAACCGCUUGGCAUAUGCGGAGUACUUGCUGACUGGAGAAGCCAGCCACUGGUGGGCGAGCGCCAGAGCCAUUCUGACGGACGCUCACCAGCAGAUUACUUGGGAAGUGUUCAGAAACAAAUUCUAUGAAGAGUACUUCCCUGACAGUGUCCGUUUUGCAAAGGAGGUUGAGUUUUUACAGCUGGUUCAGGGGGGAAUGUCAGUCUCCGAAUAUACGAACAAGUUCAAACACUUGAUUCGCUUCAAUACAAUGGCCACUAGUGAGGAGUGGCAGUGCAGAAAAUUUGAGAACGGUCUACGCAGUGAUCUGAAGGUUGUGGUUUCCAGUUUGUGUAUCCGAACAUUCCCUGCUAUGGUUGAGAGGGCCAAAGUGUUGGAGAAGAACUUGGCAGAGGCGGAACGGCACAAGAAACAGCAAACAGUAAGGGGGCCGAUUGUCUCAAGGGGAAAUGUGAAUCAGAGGGGACCCCUUUACGCUCGUCCAGCAGUCAACGCGAGUGGAUCCCAAGCCUUGGCUACUGUCGGCCAGUCUGGACAGCCAAGGAGUUUGGCAUGUUUCCAUUGUGGAGGACCGCACCUUAGGUGGGCUUGUCCUCAGCUGAAUGGGGGAAAGUACUGCACUAAAUGCAGAAGGAAUGGACACUCGGAUCAGGAGUGUAAUAUGGGAGGCCGUGCGGUAUCAAGACCGCCGAACGCUGGAAGAGCCCAACAAGGAAGAGGUGGACGUGCGCAAGCUACAGGGAGAGUUUAUGCAAUUACUGGUGCUGAAGCUGCUCGUUCAGGUACACUCAUCACCAGCACUUGCGUGCUAUAUGGAAAGCCUUGUUGUGUAUUGUAUGACUCGGGGGCAACUCAUUCCUUCAUCUCGAAGGCAUGCGUUGAGAAACUGGGGUUAGUGGAGAGUGAAUUACAGUUCGACCUGGUGGUGUCAACCCCAGCGGCUGGUGGGAUCAAGACGUCUACAGUUUGUGUAAGAUGUCCGAUAGAAGUUGAGGGGCGUAGAUUUAAGGUUAAUCUCAUUUGUUUACCCCUUCAAGACUUAGAAGUAAUUUUGGGGAUGGAUUGGUUGGCUACCAAUCGGAUUCUCAUUGAUUGUGGGAAGAAGGAGUUAGUCUUCCCAGGUGAAGAAGAGGAGGAGUUGUCUGUUGAUUGCGGUCAGUUGAAGGAAGACAUCAUGGAAGGAGCGAGCUGUUUUCUGAUCAUGACGUAUGAAGACAACGAAGUGGAGCGUUCGUCCAAUGAUGAGAACAGUGGAGGACGAACGGUAGUGGAUGACUUUCCGGACGUCUUUCCGGAUGAAGUCCCUGGUCUACCUCCUGUUCGUGAGGUCGAAUUCACGAUCGACCUGGUGACAACUGCUGCACCCAUCUCGGUUCAACCUUAUAGAAUGGCACCAGCCGAGUUGGUAGAGCUUAAGAAGCAAAUUGAGGAGUUGAUGGAUAAGAGGUUCAUCAGGCCGAGUGCUUCACCAUGGGGAGCACCUGUGUUGCUGGUCAAGAAGAAGGAUGGCAGCUCUCGGCUCUGCAUUGAUUAUAGACAACUUAAUAAGCUGACCAUCAAGAACAAGUAUCCACUGCCAAGGAUAGACGACCUACUGGAUCAGUUGCAGGGUGCGUGCGUAUUUUCAAAGAUUGAUCUACGUUCGGGAUAUCAUCAAAUUAGAGUGAAGGAGGGUGAUAUUCAUAAGACUGCAUUUCGGUCUCGUUAUGGUCAUUAUGAAUACGUGGUGAUGCCCUUUGGAGUGACGAACGCACCUGCAAUCUUCAUGGAUUACAUGAACAGAAUUUUUAGACCGUACCUGGAUAAGUUUGUUGUAGUAUUCAUUGACGACAUCCUCAUUUACUCCAAGAGCUUUGACGAACAUGAAGACCACUUGAGGAUUGUCUUGGGCGUGUUGAGGGAGAAGGAAUUGUAUGCCAAGAAGUCAAAGUGUGAAUUUUGGAUGAAGGAAAUCCAAUUUUUGGGGCACGUCGUUUCUGCUGGUGGCAUUUCAGUGGAUCCAGCCAAAGUGAAAGCAGUCCUGGAUUGGGAGAGCCCACGCUCGGUCACAGAGGUUAGAAGCUUUGUGGGGCUUGCGGGCUAUUAUAGGCGAUUUAUUGAGGGAUUCUCUAAGAUAGUAGCCCCUCUGACGUAUCUCACCAGGAAAGACCAGCCGUUCGCAUGGACCGAUCGUUGUGAGGAGAGCUUCCAGGAAUUGAAGAAGAAACUAACGAGCGCCCCAGUAUUGGUCAUUCCAGACACGGCCAAACCUUUUGAAGUGUAUUGUGAUGCGUCGUAUCAAGGUUUGUGCUGCGUACUGAUGCAGGAAAGGAAGGUAGUGGCGUACGCUUCUAGACAGUUGAAGAUCCAUGAGAAGAACUAUCCCACACACGACUUAGAGCUGGCAGCAGUCGUUUUUCAAGCAAGCAUAGGAAUGGCGCCGUUUGAAGCUCUUUAUGGAAGGAAGUGUCGAACACCAUUGUGUUGGUUCCAAGAAGGCGAGAAUGUGUUAACAGGACCAGAAUUAAUCCAGCAAACAACCGAGAAGGUGAAACUGAUUCAAGAACGAUUGAAGACGUCUCAAAGCAGGCAGAAAUCUUAUGCUGAUAAGAGAAGAAGACCCUUAGAGUUCGCUACUGGAGAUCACGUGUUUCUCAGGUUGAAUCCAAUCACUGGAGUGGGAAGAGUCCUUCGUCCAAAGAAGCUUUCACCCAAAUUCGUAGGGCCUUAUCAAAUUCUGAAGAAGAUUGGAUCAGUGGCGUAUGAGCUAGCUUUACCACCUCAACUGUCCAAUCUCCAUCCAGUCUUUCACGUUUCUCAGCUCCGGAAGUAUGUAGCUGAUCCAUCACACGUACUGGAGUUGGAAGAUGUCCAACUUCGCCCAGACCGAACGCUGGAGAUGCAACCAGUCUGCAUUGAAGACAGCCGCACCAGACUCUACAAAGGAAAGGACGUUCGUCUUGUGAAAGUGGUGUGGGACGCGAAGACUGGCGACUCAACAUGGGAGGUUGCAGAGGCCAUGAAGGAGCUAUACCCUCAAUUGUUCCCUGGUAAGUCCUAG